Triplophysa dalaica is the source of this 1319-nucleotide messenger RNA. RefSeq names its product general transcription factor IIF, polypeptide 2a (gene gtf2f2a). Gene Ontology annotation, biological process: transcription by RNA polymerase II; transcription initiation at RNA polymerase II promoter. NCBI's taxonomy places the organism in Eukaryota, Metazoa, Chordata, Actinopteri, Cypriniformes, Nemacheilidae. The record is from RefSeq and is a predicted model, not a curated record. The coding region runs from base 126 to 923 and encodes 265 amino acids. The transcript is spliced from 9 exons. Gene Ontology annotation, cellular component: transcription factor TFIIF complex.
CGGCUCUAGUCUGUUGCAUCUGUUGUUGGUAGAACAGUACACUGGCUAGUGUGUGGCGUCAUAGAAGAAGAGCAAACAAUCCACAUGAAAUAAGCAUUUAAAAAUCUCAAUUUAUAAUAACAACGAUGUCGGACAAGGGGGAUGUGGAUUUAACAGGCGCAAAACAAAAUACUGGUGUAUGGCUAGUGAAAGUCCCAAAGUAUUUAUCACAGCAAUGGUCAAAAGCAACAGGGAGAGGAGAGGUCGGAAAGCUUCGAAUUGCAAAGAAUCAGGGCAAAGCGGAGGUUUCAUUCACACUCAAUGAGGACCUGACCAUUAUAGACAGCAUAGGGGAGAAAGCUUCUGUGGUACGAGCACCCAGAGACCAUCCAUUCACUCUUCAGACUGUUGGUGGACAGACUCUGGCUGUAUUUACAGAAAGUUCUACAGGGCAGUCAGAUGCUGAGGCCAGCGGCCCAGGUACAGGUACAGGCCCAGACAAAAUUGCACUGGAAGGAAUGGUGGUACAGAGAGCUGAAUGCAGACCGGCAGUAGGUGAAAACUACAUGAGGCUUAAGAGACUGCAGAUUGAGGAGUCAUCCAAACCCCUCAGAUUCACCCAACAGCUUGGUAAAGCUGUUACCACCAACUACAAACCUGUGGCUAAUCACACCUAUAACCUGGACUAUGAGAAGAGGAAGAAAGAAGAAGGGAAGAGGGCACGUGCAGAUAAACAGCAGGUGCAGGACAUGCUGUUUUCCGCCUUUGAGAAGCAUCAGUAUUAUAAUAUUAAGGAUCUUGUUGAUAUCACAAAACAGCCUGUGAUUUACUUGAAGGAGAUUCUUCGAGACAUUGGCAUCUACAAUGUCAAAGGCACCCACAAAAACACCUGGGAGCUUAAACCAGAGUACAGGCACUAUCCAGCUGAAGAAAAGAGUGACUGAGCGUUUUUACAGCACAGUAAUGAGCCCUGGACCCAUUUAUUGAAAUUAGUGGCUAUCAUAAAAAACCUUAACCUUCCCAAAGAACUGCAAAAUGGUAUUAUUUCUAGAUAUCGCUCAUUGUUUGUUUUUAGACAUUUCAGAAACCUUUGUGGGUUUUACAGCGUUGAGCAGUUUAUGUAAAGAAUUUCACUUUUUUGGAUUCACAUUAUAACAAACUACAGAAGGAUCAUAAGAUGGUGUUUAAUUUCAAAUGAUGUUUUUAUGUAUAAAUAUGCUAAUGUUUUAAAGAGAACAAGCUGUUAUAUAACUGUAAAGUUAUUUUCUGCUUAGAAAAUAGGCUUUUUACAUUGUGUGUUUUGAUGAUGUUGAAAUAAAGUUUUUGUAAAGUUUUUUUGA